UUAAAAUUCCAAAUAAACAAUAAUAUCGCCUCAGUUUUUAAGCUGAAAUAAAUUAUAUAAAACAUAUACGAUUUAUAUAUGGAUAAAGAUUGCCAACCCAGUACAUCGAAAUCAAUUACAAAUUUAAAUCAAGAUGAGACCGAAAAGAAAACAAAAGCCGGCACAGUCAAGUGGCAAUCACAUGAGGGAACGGGCACUGCUUUGGACUGUGUAGGCGAACACUUCGAUUCAAAGCUCGCUCUCUAUACACCAGAAUUUCAGGUAGCCAAGAAGCAGCCAAAAAUCAUCUUCCAAAAUUUUGCGGCUUAUGAAAGUGCUUUGACUCGUUUUGGUUGUGACAACAUGUUAAAAGAGGUAAAGAAACAGCAGCGCACAAUCGCGGAGAAGAAGUCCAAACCUACUAAAGUUGCAGUUGUUGAAGCUGCAUCAAUUGAGCGCCGGUUCGAACCACAUCAAAUGGCUAUACAAUCAACAGACACAAGGUACAAACGUCACUUAAGAAAUAUCUAUACGCACAUGGAGAAACUGACCGGCCCAUUGCAGCGUCUACAUACGUCUCUGUCGCAGAGCAGGGAACAUGUGAAAGUGCAAGUUAGAAAUGAGCAUGGCGUACGUGGCCACAUUGAAGGACAUUUAAAAUUUUUCGAUAAACAUUGGAAUAUGUUGCUGGUGGACGUUUGCGUUGUUUGGCAACGUAGAAAAUAUAAAUACGGCGUAAACAACACAAUGGGUAAAUCCAAAGACUGCACAAAAGAACUAAAAGCAUUAGGCAUAAAACUGCCGGAACUGAAAGUCAAAAGCCUCAACAGAAAGAAUGUACAAGUAACUAAACACUGUAGUCAGAUUCUCCUGCGUGGCGAAGAAAUUGUGCUGGUGCAAUUUAUCAAUGACGAAACGGAAGCCCAGGAGACAGUAGCUUAAGUACUUUUUAUUAAUUAGUUUAACUUAUUAAAUUA
Molecule: messenger RNA, 956 nt
Organism: Teleopsis dalmanni
Lineage: Eukaryota; Metazoa; Arthropoda; Insecta; Diptera; Diopsidae
Gene: Lsm11
Product: U7 snRNA-associated Sm-like protein LSm11
Exons: 1
Coding region: 79-921 (280 amino acids)
Biological process (GO): mRNA 3'-end processing by stem-loop binding and cleavage
Cellular component (GO): U7 snRNP
Molecular function (GO): U7 snRNA binding
Source: RefSeq, a predicted model, not a curated record